AUGGACUCGGACCCUAACACCACGCACUAUAUAACUCUAGAUGGGUAUGUGGCCAUAGAACAAUACAGGGCACUUUAUUUUAUCGUAAUGUUUACAGCGUACAUCAUCGUGAUCUGCAGUAACAGCACUAUUGUCUGUCUCAUUUGGAUCCACAAAAACCUGCAUGAGCCAAUGUACUUUUUCAUCGCUGCUUUGUUGUGUAACUCCAUUCUUUACAGCACAGCCAUCUACCCAAAAAUGAUGUUUGAAAUUUUGUCCGAAAAACAGGAAGUGACUUAUUCAGUGUGUCUUUUACAAUAUUUUUGCUUUUAUGCUUUAAUCGGGUCUGAAUUUUUGUUGCUAACUGCGAUGGCGUAUGACCGGUACUUGGCUAUCUGUAAACCUCUUCAUUAUUCAGCGACAAUGAAGAAAGCAACAGUGAGCUUUCUAAUAGUGUUUGCUUGGGUAAUGCCAGCGUGCCAAGUGUCAGUACCAACAAUUCUAAAUCGUAAUAAGCAACUUUGCAAUGUCAUUUUUCAAGGAAUCAUAUGUAACAGCACUAUUUACCGACUCCACUGUGCCAAUGCAGGUUUUUUGAAUAUUUACGGCUUGCUAGUUUUGAUUAAUCUCUGUUUUUUCCCUGUAAUUUUCGAAUGCUUCACGUAUGCGAGGAUUUUUAUAAUCACGAAUAGCAGAGGGGCAGAGGUGAGGAAGAAAGCUGUGCAAACCUGCUUACCACAUUUACUGGUUCUGAUCAAUCUAACUUGUUCCGCGACGUACGAUGUUCUGUUGGUUAGGAUCCAAACUGUUUUUCCAAAGACAGUGCGUUUAAUUAUGACUUUUCAGGUGGUUCUGUAUCACCCACUGUUUCAUCCUUUUAUAUACGGGCUUAAAAUGAAAGAAAUAUCCAAACAUCUCAAAAGUCUCUUGAGGAUUAAGAAAACAGAACCAAACUAA
Boleophthalmus pectinirostris (great blue-spotted mudskipper) is the source of this 936-nucleotide messenger RNA. Its product is annotated as olfactory receptor 6N2-like. Gene Ontology annotation, biological process: G protein-coupled receptor signaling pathway. The record is from RefSeq and is a predicted model, not a curated record. The coding region runs from base 1 to 936 and encodes 311 amino acids. Gene Ontology annotation, molecular function: G protein-coupled receptor activity; olfactory receptor activity. Gene Ontology annotation, cellular component: membrane. The transcript has a single exon. NCBI's taxonomy places the organism in Eukaryota, Metazoa, Chordata, Actinopteri, Gobiiformes, Gobiidae.